This is a messenger RNA of Maniola jurtina (meadow brown), 2305 nucleotides long. Its product is annotated as MRN complex-interacting protein. The transcript is spliced from 2 exons. Gene Ontology annotation, cellular component: nucleus. Gene Ontology annotation, molecular function: chromatin binding. The coding region runs from base 223 to 1149 and encodes 308 amino acids. Lineage: Eukaryota; Metazoa; Arthropoda; Insecta; Lepidoptera; Nymphalidae. Gene Ontology annotation, biological process: mitotic G2 DNA damage checkpoint signaling. The record is from RefSeq and is a predicted model, not a curated record.
UUCAAUUUUAAAUUUGAGUUUUUGCGGUCUAGGUUGAAUUUUUAUUCUUAGUUUUGUUUUGUAUUUGUAUUCGAUUUUGGUUUGUAUUUUGCUGUUAAAUAUCCAAUCUCUAUUAAUAAAUAUAAAAAAAAUACUUGAAUUAGGUAGUGGAGUUGCAUGAUUUAACAAAAACAAACAUUUUUCUUUCUGAGCUGCAUUGUGAUAACAAUUCAGAACUUAAUAAUGCCGCAAGUUUUCCAAGUACUGAAAUGUUACAAAUGUUCAGUCUUUCAGGUUCACCAAACAAGAAAGGAUAACAAAUGGAAAUGUAAAAUGUGUGGUGAGAAGCAAUCAGUUAAAAGACACUAUGGCAUAGGCACAGCAAAAGACUGUAGAAUAAAUGUUCAAAAGCUAAACAAUUUGCGUGGAGGUAUAGAAGAAUUAAAAUUGAAGACUACAGAUUCAGAAGAUAGUGACUAUGAAACCAACACAGAGAAUGUUGAUAAAACUAAUUACAUUCAAGGGUUAUUGGAUAAUGCUAAAAAAGAAAGUAAAUGGUUAGCUUAUGUUGAGAAAGAGGAAAAUUCUGUAGUAAAAGAACCAGAGUAUUUUAACAAUGUAGAGGUGUGUUUAGAGCUCCCUAAAAAACGGAAGAUAAACAGAAAAAGUAAACCAUUCAAAAUCCCUAAAGUAUCUAAUGAAUGCAAUAAAAAAACUCAAAUUAAUAAUGAAAUUUUCAAAAAGUUACCCACACCUAAGAGUGAUGAGUUGAAUAUUUUUAACCAUAACGAUAAUUGCACUGACUUAAAUAAUAAAAACAAUGUAAGAUAUCAACUUGAAUCGAUUAAAAGAGAUAUUAAAAGCGUAGAUUUUCAAACAAAUAAAAGCUCUAAAUGGGCACAAUAUAUAGCAUAUGAUACUGAAACUGAUGAUCAAUAUAUAGAUAUAGACAAUGAUGAGAAUCGUAAAGAACAUCAUGAUGACAAUAAAGCAGAAAAUUGUGCAACUUAUUACCAAGAAGAAGAAAAAUGUUAUCAGCUAAAUGUGAUGGAUGAUAAUGAAAGCAAAAGCAAUAGCAAAGAAACAGAAGUUCAUCACAAACUUGUUACUAAUAAACUUUUAUUUUCUUUGUGUGAUGACAGUGAUAUAGAUAACAUUUUAGACUUCUAAUUUAUUUUCUGAUAUUUUUGGCAACAAUAAUCUUGUAGAUAAAAAAAAAUCUUAUCCAUUGAAUUCCUAGUUAAAAUAAUACUUUUAUUCUUUCAUACAAGUUUUCUGUUAGACAUGUACAUCAAGUCGGAUCUGAGCAUGGUGCUGAAUCACAGCUUUGUUAGUGCCACAAUAUCUAGAUUUUUCUUGUGUACUUUUUGUAAGAAUUGGUUAACAAAUAAAAUUAAAUUAAAUAGUUUUAUAAUUUUUUAUUAAUAAAACCAAUACACAGGAUAUUCCACAAAAUGCUAAUGCUAAUUAAUGUAACUAAGAUAUUCAUGGUUGGCAAAUAGCAUUUUUUCUAUAAUAACAUCUUAGAUUACAUACUCGCCUAGGUUAGAUAAAAUGUCACAAGACAUUUCACGUACUUUUGAGAUCAAUUCCUAUAGUCCAGUCCAGUCUUUAACUUUACUAUAAUCUCAAUUUUUGAGUAAGGUAAAGGCAGACGUCUGCUGGAGAUGGGUCGGACCGCAACGGCGCGUAACGCAUUUUGUACCUACGUACCUAAUAUCCGCCCCGUCGUAAAUGUGGUGGAUUUUUGAAAAAUCUAAUGGAUUUUGUAUUGCAAUGCGGCCCGACCCGGCCCGCCUGGUUGACUUUAUCCCUUAAUGUUCUGUGACAUUCUAUCUAGACGGAGUUGACGAGCUUUGCGUUUGAGCGAUCGGUCAAGCAGUAACAGAGCGCGCUGAAUAAGUUGCUCCGUAUCCUCUAAUAAGUUCGCCCACCAAUUUUACUCAGCGCAUAUUUGCUACUGAUGCAAUGAAGAUGGUGCGCAGCACGCGCAUGGACAAGAAAUUUGAAUUUUUAUGGGCAUCCUCUAGGCAAGCGCGCUGCAUCCUCACUUCCUAACUUGCCAGUUAGUUAGAUUGCAGCCAAACGCUAGCCUAUAAAUGAAAAUAAAAAGUUUUUUUGGUGCAGCAUAUUUUGGAAGCGUGCAACGUUGCACGAUUCGAGAAUGGGGAUCUAGCACGUGUCGUACCUUCUUUCUUCACUCUGGGCUGGGUUCCGCACUUAAACGUUGCCGUCUGUUGUGCAUUGUCGUACCCAUCCACUUUGGAGCGCAAAUACAGUGGAUAAGCAGCUUCAUGUGUAAACCUGGACGCAACGCGCUUGAUUC